AUGGACGGCCGUCCUGUGCCUAUCGUUGUUCGGAACCAUGAGACUCGAAAAUUCGAGCUGGAUGAAGCCGCCCUGCGGGGCGUCCUGCUGAGUCCUGAAGUGGGCGACAAACCCAUCUGCGUGGUGGCCGUGGCGGGCGCCUAUAGGAAGGGCAAGAGCUUCCUACUCAACUUCCUAGUGAAGUACUGCAUCAAUAAAGGCUCACCAAACUGGCUUGGUGAUCUCUCGCAACCACUCGAAGGCUUCGUCUGGAGCGGCAGCAUGAAGGGGCAAACCACCGGAAUUGAAAUCUGGAGCAAGCCUUUUUUCUUCACCAAACGGACGGGAGAAGAAGUGGCAGUGAUACUUAUGGACACACAGGGCACCUUCGACACCGAUACACCGCAGGAUUCCACGUUUAUAUUUGCCCUAACUUUGCUGGCCUCCUCCGUGACGGUGUAUAACAUCAUGCACAACAUCGAGGAGAGUGACCUCAUGCACCUACAGUCGUUCAGCGCGUACGGGGCCCUGGCCCAGCAGAAUGACCAGGGCUCGCGAGCAUUCCAGAAGUUGUUGUUUUUGGUGCGCGACUGGAGUUUUGCUCAGGAACACCCGUACGGCCACGAGGACGGUCAACGGGUGCUGGAAAAAAAACUAGAAGUGAAGCAAGGGCAGAAUUCUGCGCCCCAGAGGUUGAGAGAUGGCCUCCGCCAGAGUUUCGAGGAACUGGAAUGCUACCUCAUGCCGCACAUCGGCCUCAAAAUCAAAGACAGUAGCUUCGAUGGUCGACGUAAUCAAUUGGAUGAGCGAUUCGUGGAGCACCUGCAGCUGCUGGUGCCUCGCCUGCUGGCGCCUGAGAACCUCGUGCUGAAGCGCUCAGCGGUGCGGCGGGGACAACCCGCCACCGGAGAAGAAUCUUAUUGA
Hyalella azteca is the source of this 903-nucleotide messenger RNA. RefSeq names its product atlastin-2-like. The record is from RefSeq and is a predicted model, not a curated record. The transcript has 8 exons. The coding region runs from base 1 to 903 and encodes 300 amino acids. Gene Ontology annotation, biological process: endoplasmic reticulum organization; protein homooligomerization. Lineage: Eukaryota; Metazoa; Arthropoda; Malacostraca; Amphipoda; Hyalellidae. Gene Ontology annotation, molecular function: GTP binding; GTPase activity.